Molecule: messenger RNA, 1416 nt
Organism: Melanotaenia boesemani (Boeseman's rainbowfish)
Lineage: Eukaryota; Metazoa; Chordata; Actinopteri; Atheriniformes; Melanotaeniidae
Gene: s100p
Product: calcium-activated potassium channel subunit beta-2
Exons: 5
Coding region: 545-1246 (233 amino acids)
Biological process (GO): detection of calcium ion; potassium ion transport
Cellular component (GO): voltage-gated potassium channel complex; membrane
Molecular function (GO): potassium channel regulator activity; calcium-activated potassium channel activity
Source: RefSeq, a predicted model, not a curated record
AAUGUAAGAGUAAGAAAUGAUGCAGCUACCUGUCACCCUAUAGUAAAAUACAAAAAAGCAUCUCUGACAGCUUUGGCUCCACGGUCUGUGGCCGGUUGAUCCAUACAGUAAAACCAGCUGUGUUCAUGAAGUCCUCUUAAAUUUGUUUUAUGGACUGAUUUUAUUGGAGUCUAAUGUUGUUAUUUAAGACUCACUAAAAGAGCAGACCCUGUAUGAUGAUUGUGAUGUAACAUUUGCUCACAUUUUUCUACAGAAUAUCAUCAAGCUUUGUCUUCACUGAACGGAGUGUAAAUGUGGUGGCUACACCCAUCAGGAAAAAGCUCUGCUUCCUCCAAUUCUCUCUGUUUACAUACCGGAUUGUUUCUUCCUGUGCCCUUAGUCAGCAGCAAUAGCAUUCUGCACCAGAGGAGCUCCAGAAAGACUACCGUCCUCCUCACCUCAGGGUGAGACUCACAUUUAUUUCUCCAUUCAUUCCAAACUAUCAAGGUGGUUCAACUCUUCUGAGAGUAACGGCAGUUUGCCAUUACCACAUUCCUCAGUGACAAUGUUUCUGUGGGCAGGAAGUAAAGCCCCGGAUGGAAGAAGUGACCGCAAAUCCAUUUACCAGAGGAUCCGAGACUACGAGGUCCUGGACAGAAGGAAGACGGUGACGGCUCUGAGGGCAGGAGAGGACAAAGCCAUACUACUGGGCCUUAGCAUGAUCUUCUUCUCUGUCAUGAUGUAUUUUGUCCUGGGCAUCACCAUACUGCGCUCCUACUCUGACAGUCCGUGGACACGUGAAGAUACUUGUACCAUUCUGAACGCCACCAUCAUGUGGGAUGUGAACUGUUCAUACAGCUGUGGAGCAGAGUGCUGGAAGAAUUCCCGCUAUCCCUGCCUCCAGGUCUACGUCAGCCUCAACUCAUCAGGAAGAGUGAUUCGUCUGCUUCACAACGAGGAGACUCAGGAGAACAACCCGGAGUGUUUCUACAUCCCACGAUGCCGGAAGGAUUACGCUGCCACGCACUCCACAGUUCAGAGCAUUUCUGAGCGUCUCAGGUCCCAGCACAUCAUUCAGUGUUUUGUUGACCCCACAGACACAACGCACAGCGCCAUUUCCACCCAGAUUUACGGCAGAGUUGCUGUCUUUCACUCCCUGUUCUGGCCAACCUGCACCUUGGUCGGAGGGAGCGUCAUCAUCGCCAUGGUGAAGCUGACCCAGUAUCUGUCCAUCAUGUGUGACAGACUAAGCCGCAUCAAGAGGUGAAGGGAAGUGCUCGUUAAAUUACAUAGAAAGGGGACAAGAAAGGAGAAAAAGAGACUAGAAAGCUUGGACUUGGUCUGUCUCCGACCACUGGACUGCUGUUCAGUUUCCAGCUGAACCUCCUGGUGGAUGAAGCUGAAUGAUAAACUUUGAAAUGUUCAUGUUUAAACAAA